AGUUGACUGUGAACAGGCAGCUUGAAUCGACGUAUACGUUGCGUAUUGCUGUAUCAAACUGUUUCAAGCCACAUACGCAAACACACAGACGUAAACGACGCUGAGUUGUAAGCGAAAAUCAGUAGUUUUUCAGUGUGAGAGAUCAUCGCGCGCGCGUUGAACCAAUUCGAGUUGGUAGAACAUUUGCGCGUUCGCAAGCCUGUUAAUUAGACGGUCGGUCAGUCAGUUAGUACGAGCGUCGGUCGUCGUUUGUAUGGUCGUUGAGUUUCGUGAAUGAAAUGCAGUUGAACCUGACGACGGGCGGUUAGAAAAGUGCAAGUCGCGUGCGCAUUGAGCGCGUCUUGAGCAUAACAAAACAAUAUUCAUCAUAGAAAUUGGAAACAAAAAGAAGUGUGUAGCGACGAAAACGAAACGAAAGUGAAGUGAGCGUGUGUCUCGCGGUGAUUGAUUGAUUGCUGAAAAGUUAAAUAAUGAAAUUUUACGAGUUAUUAAUGUAAAAAUUGCGAUAUUUCUGUGAAGGAAUAAUAGUAAAUAACACAAGAAAACGAAUCGAAAUUAAAAAGAUAUUGCCAGCGAGCAGCUUCCUCUUCAGCUUAGCUGCUGAUUGUUGUGAAAAUUCUUCUGCACUUUCGUUGCGCACGUAAUACGAAAACCGUGGCGAAUUUUUGAGUGACAUGCAAAAUCACUUCUAAGAAGAAUUAAAAUUUCAGCGGUGUAAGAAAGUGAAUUUCGCAGUGAAAUUAAUUAGAGAAUUAGAAAAAUCUUUAUGCAACUUAGCAAGGAUUUUCUAGUUGGUUGAAAUAAGUUUUGAGUAAAAGUAAUUGAGUGAAACUAACAACGAAACACAAAAACAAAUAUUUCCAGUAAGAAAAAAUAUAUAAAAAAUUUUAAACAAAUUUCGCACAACUUUAAAGUUCGAUCAUUAUAGAAAGAAAUAAUUUAAAAAAGUCUUUCAAACAAUUUUAAAGAAAAGUGCUACAAACACUUUUAAGAAAAGUGCCAAAAAAUUUAUUCAGUAAAAAUACAAUAUAAUGUAACAGUUGUUUGUAAAAGAGUGUUAUACAGAAAAACCUCUCCUGAACCAAAAUUCUGAGCAGCGAAACUUCAAAUACUAAAACAAAAACAAAAUUUAGUUACAACAAGUUGAGCAGAAAAUACGAUAAAAACAUAAUUAAUCAGUGUAAAUCUACAAAAAAAAAAAGCAUACAACAACAAUAAUUGUUUUAGUAGAGAUAAAAUACUACGCGAGAACAGACGCUUUCAAGCAAACUGUAAUUAAUCCAAACAUAAAAUACGAACAAGAAGCACUCAAAUCCGACUUUACGUGCCCAAAUAACAGUAAUAAAUCACAAAAUUAACUAACGAUUGAGUGAUCAAACUAAACUCUCACAAAAGCAUAAUUGAGCGACGCAAACCAGCCGACAAUUAGUCAACAUCCAAUCUAAUCUCUAUAUUUCUUUACUCUUGACUACUCAAAGCCAACAACAUGAAGCGCCUCAACGCACUACCCACAUUACUUCCACUCCUGCUGCUAAGCGCACUCAUCACUAUCUGUCGCGCCAUACCCAACGACGCGUAUAUGAAAAUGAUGGCCGCCGAAACGCCCAACGAUCCUUGCUACGACGACGACAAGGCGCGCAGAUGUAUACCCGAUUUCGUGAAUGCCGCUUUCGGCGCACCCGUGCAGGCGUCCAGCACUUGCGGACUCGAGCAACCGCAACGCUAUUGCGAAUUGAGCGGUGCGGGUUCACAAGCUAAUCUACAAGAUCUGAGCUGUCACAUUUGCGAUCACACCAAUCCGACGCGUCGCUUUCCCGAAUCAGCGCUAACCGAUUUGAAUAAUUCGAAUAAUGUGACGUGUUGGCGUUCGGCACCCGUACCGGCGGUGACAAGCAUGAAUGCGCCACCGGAUAAUGUAUCGUUGACGCUGUCGCUGGGCAAAAAAUACGAAUUGACCUAUGUGAGUUUGCAAUUAUGUCCAAAAUCGGUGAAACCCGAUUCGAUUGCGAUUUAUAAGAGUACCGAUUAUGGCAAGACAUGGCAACCAUUUCAAUUCUACAGUUCACAGUGUCGACGCGUCUACGGGCGUCCAAAUCGUGCAACCAUUACCAAACACAACGAACACGAAGCACGCUGCACGGACUCACGCGGUCAGGUGGGCGAAGUGACCGGUUUGCAGGGAUCGCGUAUUGCUUUCAGCACAUUGGAAGGACGUCCAUCGGCACGUGAUUUGGAUUCGUCGCAAGUGCUGCAAGAUUGGGUUACCGCCACCGAUGUCAAAGUCGUCUUUCAUCGUCUGCAAAUGCCUGAACCGAAUACGUUGAAUGUUGUAGAGACCAGCGGCGUAGAUAUGAAACCGAAUGGCAAAUAUAGCGAAGCGGCAAGCAAUUCUGUGUUGAUACAACAAUACGGUACGAAUGUGAUCGAACAACCAGCCGAUGGCUUGGGCAUACCAGCUGCGGUGACUAUCUCAAGCGUUGCGUCGGCGCUGAACGCGCCCGCCGGUUUGGGCCAACAUUAUGCUGUGUCCGAUUUCCUCGUAGGUGGACGCUGCAAGUGCAACGGUCAUGCAUCGAAAUGCUCACCGGAUCGUUACGGUGUGCUCGCAUGCGAGUGCAAACAUAAUACAACGGGUCGCGACUGUGAACGCUGCAAGCCAUUCCAUUUCGAUCGGCCGUGGGGUCGCUCAACGGCACGUGACGCCAAUGAAUGCAAAAUCUGCAAUUGCAACAAUCACGCUCGUCAAUGUCGCUUCAAUAUGGAACUAUUUAAGCUCUCCGGACGUAUCUCUGGCGGAGUUUGUGUAAAUUGUCGACACUUUACCACCGGACGACACUGUCACUACUGCAAAGAAGGCUAUUACCGUGAUCCAACUAAGAAACUGAAUCAUCAUCGUGUAUGCAAACCCUGUGAAUGUCAUCCGAUCGGCUCGUCGGGCAAAACUUGCAACAACACCUCUGGUCAAUGCCCCUGCAAGGAUGGUGUGACCGGUCUCACCUGCAAUCGCUGCGCGCGUGGCUAUCAACAGAGUCGUUCACACAUUGCGCCAUGCAUCAAAAUUCCCGCACGCAAAGCGAAUAUGUUGGACACACAGAAUACCGCACCUGAACCAGAUCCACAUGAUACCAAUGCACCUUAUCGCACUGAAGGUGGGAGGGGUAAAAUGCGAAAGAUGCAAAAUAAGCACAAAAAGGUUAAACCUCAACAAAUUCUGCAAAAGAGACUACGCAAUAAUGGCGAAAGUGAUUGGCCGCGAAUCGAGUACCGAAGUAACGAGCAGCAGCGAACAAUACACCAAAGAAAAUCAACAAAUGGAUCGCGACGACGAAACGGAGGCCAUGGAGGACAACGCACCCGAAACGGUCAAAUACGACAUACAAAUACAGGCGAUCUUCAAGCGUACCCCACUCGAGUACGCAACAACGAAUACAAUCCUAAAACGGGGUCCUUUGACUUGGAUCAUACCAAUUAAGAAUCUAGAAUGUCGUUGUCCCAGAAUCAAAAUGAAUCGCUCCUAUCUGAUACUGGGCAGAGAUUCGGAAUCGCCACCGGGCUAUCUUGGCAUCGGUCCGCGUUCCAUUGUGAUCGAGUGGAAGGAUGAAUGGUAUAGACGUAUGAAACGCUUCCAGCGACGUGCGCGAACGUGUCAGUAAAGUGUAUUAAGAAAAAUCACAAAAAUUUUAAAAUUGAAAAACACACACUUCCACAAAAACAUACAUACGUAUAUUCAUGCGCGUACUUUAAAUGUAUUUGUAUUUAUAAAAAUAAUGAUAAUUUGAAAUAGUUUUUAAGGCAAAACUACUUAAAUGCAUUCAAAGUCGAAUAAACAGAUUAACACACACACACAUGCAUACACACAUAUAAUAUAUAUAUUUGUGUAUACAUAUGUGCAAUCGUAUAUAUCUGAAUGAAAUCCGUAAUUUUUCGCUGUUUAAAAUCAAAAUUAUUUUUACUAUACUGAAAUUAAUCGAAAAAAGCACAAAAAGUUACAAUUAUUCAAAAUAUUUUUUAUAUAAUUUUUUUAAUUAUCAUAAUUAUUUAUUUGUAAUAUUUUUUUUAUAAUUUUACUUCAACUCGCACUAACACUGAUUUAGUUUUAAACUGAAAAAAAAAUUAUAAUUUAAGAUUGAAAGAAAAUUUUGAAAAAUAUGAGCUUUUUCCAAAUGUCUGUAAAAUAUUAAUUAAAUCAUUUAAAUAAUAUACUUAAAGAUUUAAUAUAAAGCAAAAAUCAUACGCUGAAAUACAAUGAAAGCAUUUUUUAUUUACCAAAGUAUUCGCGAAAAUAAUAUAUAUAAUAAUUUUUACUUAUGUAAAAGCUAGAUGCUUUUUUGGCCCAACGAAAAAGCAAUGGCAAAGGCAAAAGCUCUGUUGAAAUACUUUAAAAAAAUUGGAAUAUACAUACUCUACCAAAAGUUUACAUGAAGCCUUUUACACCACUGCUGCUUUGUUAAGCUUUUAAGACCUAUCGUACUGUUUAAACAAAUCAGAAACACUUUUCAUAAGAGCUUUUGGGAGCUUUCGUGCUCUUUAAAAACAAACAUUAAAAAUAGAGCCUUUUAAAGCUCGGCAAGGAUAUGCUGCUUUAAAAUUAUACUUUUCGGUAUUUAUUUCAGUCGAAAUAACAAUCCAUCAACACAUCCAAAACUCAUUUAGCUAAACCACUUCAAAAGAAAAUUAUAUUAUAUAAAUCAUCUGAAAACUUACUCUAUAAAAAAUAAGCUAAAUCUGUACUUUUUUUAGCCUUUUCAAAAGUUAAUGAAACUUUUAGCAAAUAAUUGCUGAAUAUGAAAAAUAUCAAAACUCGUUUGAGAAUCAAAAGCUCAUAAAAGUCCGCGAAACAACUAAGAACUUUCAAUCGACAUUAUGGUAUUAUGCUAUAAAAUUAUUUUCACAACUAUUCCCAAAAGUAAUUGUUGCAUUAAAAGCUUUGCAGAGCUUUCACAUUAUAGUUCUUCUUUCUUUGAAAGGUUUUAAAAGCUAAUGGAACUUUUAUAAAAUGUUUGCUCAGUAUGAAAGGCUUCAAAAUUCAAAUGAGCAUCAAAAAUUCAUGAAAGCUUCACAAACAAUAAUGAACUUCUGAUAGACAUUGCCACAACAUUAUUUUCACUUUUAUUCCAAACAAUAAUGAUAUAGAAGCUUUUCAGAGCUUUUGCGGAAUUUCUUAACUAUUUCUAAAAGCAUUUGAAAACUAAUGGAACUUUUAGCAAAUAUUUGCACAUAGUAUGAGGGGCAUCAAAACCAAUAUGAAAAUAAAAAAGCUCAUGAAAAAAAUUUUGAGUUUCUGAAAAACAAUGCCACAAAAUUAUUUUUUUUUAUAUUCCAAAGAAUAAUUGUUGCAUUAAAAGCUUUGCAGAGCUUUCAUGAAAAAUCUUAACCGUUUUUCAAAGUUUUGAAUGGUGAUUGAAAUUUUAGAAACAGAAUGAAAUGACAUCAUAAAAUACAUAUAUAUAUGACAUCAUAUGAUACAUGAAAGGUAAUAUUAUUUUCAAUAAUCCAAAAAUUAACUUACUUGACUUGUGCUCGUCAGAGUCCGAUUUUCUCAAACUACAACAAAAACUGCUUUUUGAAGUGCUUUUUUAUAAAUUUCGAAGGAGAAAUGGAAUUUUUUGCCUACCAUUUAGCAAUUAAAUUUCAUGCCAUACAUUUUGCCAUAACUAUUUACUCAAACACUAUUGUAUUUUAGUCCAAUCACACACAGAUCCUAUAUAGCAAACAUAGAAAACCAUAAACGUAGUAUUAAAUACAUACUUAUGUGAAAUAAAUAGAACUGGAACAAUAAAUAAUGCGCCAAUAAAUUACCUAAAGUAAAUAAAAAAUCAAAUAAAAUUAAAAUUGAUAUAUACACAAACACAACUAAAUAUUUACAAUACUUGCAUACAUAAAUAAAAAUAAUAAAUAAAUGGCAACUAAAAUCAAAUGUAUGAAAGCAAUAAUGUUUAACACACCGCACAAUAAAAGUAUUAAAUAUUGAAAUUAAUAAUAAUAUAAUGUACUUACAUAGCAUUAGGGUGAACACAAGCUUAAGUUACAAAAAAAACACAUAAAAACUAAAAAGAAAUAUAUUAUUAAUUUAAAAUAUUUUUAGCAAAUAGUUUUAUUAUUACUAUAAUAAUAUAUAUAAAUGUGCAUUUAAAAUUACAAAAAAAAACACACAUAAACAUGCAAUAAUAAACACUUAAAAAUGGCACAAUUAUUAGCAAUGUAUUGCUAAACGCUAAAUACCAAUACUAAAAAGCCAAUUUUUUAUAAAUGUUAACAAAAAAUUAUUUAUUUAACCUUGUAAGCGACUUAAAGCUAAAAAAACUCAUAAAAAAAUUAUAAAAUGAAUAUAUAUUUGAUUUUUUAUUUUCGGUUUUUAUAUAAAUAAAAUAAUUUAUUUAACCGAAUAAGUUGAUAUUGGUUACUAUAAUGACCAAUUAUUUUUUUUUUUUUAAAUAUAAUAUUUACUUAAAUAUUUGAAUAAUGAACGAGUUGCGCAAAUUCACAAAUGUUUAUAAAUAAAAAUGUUAAUGAAAAAUGCUGCAACUGUUGAAUUUGCUUCGAAUUUUGGCCACUCUACUUAACCAUUUGCACAAAAAGAAAUAUUAUAUACCUAUAACAAUAAGUGAGCAAAUGGAUGCAUUAACUUCGAAACUGAAUGUGUAAUGUUUUAAUGUCCACAGCUAAUAAAUAAAACGAAUAAAUAUUAAUGAUGUACAGUUGAAACUGAAA
Bactrocera oleae (olive fruit fly) is the source of this 6711-nucleotide messenger RNA. RefSeq names its product Netrin-A (gene NetA). Gene Ontology annotation, cellular component: basement membrane. The record is from RefSeq and is a predicted model, not a curated record. Gene Ontology annotation, biological process: dendrite development; tissue development; animal organ morphogenesis. NCBI's taxonomy places the organism in Eukaryota, Metazoa, Arthropoda, Insecta, Diptera, Tephritidae. Gene Ontology annotation, molecular function: protein binding.